AUGUCCAAUGAUUACUCUUUAUUCGAUGACUUAGAGCAAGAUAAUAACCCUUCUUUGUAUGGUAAUGCAUCCAUACUAACCAAUCCUUACAAUACCACUAGCACUAGCACCAGUAACAACAAUGAUAUAACCACACAAGAGCAACAACCAGAUGCAAAUGGUAAGAUUGUAGAGUCACAGGGUAGGACUAAUAAGAGCACGAGAGGAAAUACAUCAAAGAAACAGCAACCUCAUCAUAAUGUGGCAACCACAUCGUCAACUUCACCACCGCUUCUACAAUCGCCACAGCUGCCACAACCACAAAAGAACAAACAAAGACAACUGCGCCAACAAUUCUCCCCCACAUCCAACGCACUAAGUGACAAUGACGAAUACCCUAAUGAGCUAGUCAACAGCACCUUAGGAUUAUCAAAUCAAAUCACUCAACUUCUUGAAGCAUCUGACUUGACAAUUGAUGUAAUAAACUCAGAACGAUUAAUCAACUCAUCGAUAAUAGUCUACACCAUCCAGUUGCAAUCAUCAAUCUUGCAAAAUAAAAUUGUUGUCAAACGAAGGUAUAGUGAAUUUAAGUCAUUACGCGAUAAUUUAUUGAAAUUAUUCCCCACAUUGAUCAUACCACCGAUACCUGAAAAACAUUCCCUCUUGAGCUACUUGCUAAAUUCAAUCAAUUUGAAUAACGAGUCAAGCAUAAUUGACAUGAGAAAACGAUAUUUUAAGUUGUUUCUUGAUGAUUUAAUCUUUGAUUCUGACAUUAAGUUGAAAAACUGUCCCCUUUUACAUAAAUUCCUUGACCCCAACUAUGAAUUAAGUUGGUAUAAUGCAUUGAAUGAACCGCCUGUGAGUUACUUGCCCCACAAUCUAUUAUUAGCCAACCCGGUUAACCCGGCUGAUCAAAAUGGAUUAUAUUCCAUUUUGCCCAUUGUCAAUGGAUUUGAUAUUAGUUCCAACACUGACAAUUUAUCUCAUUUGAAAAAGAUUAAUGAUGAAUUGGAUAAACUAAAUGAUCUGGUUAAAUUAUUUGAAUUGAAAGGCGAAGGUAGUGGAACCAGCUUUGACAAUGAUUUGAAAUUCACCAUCCCUGAAGAAUUAAUCGCAUUUGAAGGAAAAUUUCAUAAAAUUAUAUCCAGCUUGUCGUUAUUAAACAAAUUGGAUAUCAAAACAACCAAAGAUUACAAAAGUUUGAUCAAUGUCUUGAUUGAUUUAGGGGGUAAUUUGAAUAAUUUCUCAUUACAAAUUUAUCAUCAAAAACCCCACCAUUUACAACUGAUACAAACUGACACAUCAAAUACAAAGCCAGAGCUGCAAUUAGAGUUGAAUAACUCGUUAUCAGAAGCGAUUGAGAAAUUCGGCUCAACAAUGGAUCAGUGCUUUUUAAAUUUUGAAAAUUUUGUUUUAAAUCAAUUAAUCCCGCAAUGGCAAGAACCUAUUCAUCAGUUGAUACAAUAUAAUCAAACUGCCCUUAAUUUAAUUAAAUUUUACAAAUACAAAAUCAUUCAAUUCAAGAUAUUAUACAAGUUAAAGUUUAAUAAAUUUCAACAAUUGAUUAGUAUAAACCAUAUGAGUGGGUAUGGUGAAGCCGGUAGUGCUAAAAAGCCUAGUUUUACCAAAGCAGAAACGCAAGCAGAAGAAGAUGCAGUUGUCAUUAAUUCCCUUGAUCACUUGAAAGAGUUAAAUAGUCCUACGUUAAACAAUGCAUUGAAGAAUAUAUCAAUGAAGAAAGUGGGCAAGAAAUCUUCAUGGUAUGGAUUAUUUGGAGGCAACAAUCAAACGAAAAAGUUUAAUUUUCAAUUGCCAGUAGAAGAGACAACUGGAACAACAGCACCAGCAACAGCACCAGCUGCAACAACAGCACCAGCUGCAACAACAGCACCAAUGGCAACUCCAUCAAGCUCAUCAACAAUACAAACAAUGGUUCCACAUACAUCAUCAAUCAAGUUCAAGAUCCAGCAUCUUGAAAAAGAAUUGGAUAAAAUCAACCAAUUGAUUGAAUUAUGUAACAAGGAUAUGCAGAAUCUAACUCAAGCUCUAAUGACGACAUUUGGUGAUUUCAUCAAGAAAUUGGAACAUAAAUGGUUAAUCAUUAUGAUUAACUAUAUACGAAAUGGUAAACAGUUGUUUGCCGACAAUUUGACUACAUGGGAAAAUUUCAAGCAGUCACUUGAAAGUGAAGGUGAGGAUAAUAAUGAUGCUACGUUUGGGGGACCUCUUGCUUCUUCUGCUGUCGAUGAUGAUGGUGAUGAUGAUGAUGAGUAUAUUAUAUAG
Molecule: messenger RNA, 2262 nt
Organism: Lodderomyces margitis
Lineage: Eukaryota; Fungi; Ascomycota; Pichiomycetes; Serinales; Debaryomycetaceae
Exons: 1
Coding region: 1-2262 (753 amino acids)
Biological process (GO): retrograde transport, endosome to Golgi
Molecular function (GO): phosphatidylinositol binding
Source: RefSeq, a predicted model, not a curated record